GAGGACAGAGGGUGUCGCUGACAGCUGUAGAAAAGAGUGGACUGGAGUAGACAAAGGGGGGUGCUGCUGGCGGCCCGCCUCCCUCCACUCCCUUCACCUUGCAAGCUUUAAAGGGUAGGACCCGCCCCUCGCCUGCGCAAGUUGUAACUGGAUGCCCGGCCCCCAGGCUUCUCGCCAGGCGCUGAGUGUGGGCCUCGUCUGGCUCCGUAAAUGGUCGUGGGUUCAAGAGCUGCCUACCACUGCAGGCACUGGCGGGCUCCUACAAUCCGCCGGGGUCGUCGGCUUUGGAGCCUACUGUCCACGGGUGGCCGCAGUGUGAGGUGCGGAGGGGCGCACACUUUGAACCGAGGCUGCUCCCCGCUCCCGCCGCUGGGGGGCAGCCUGCGGCCCACGGACCCCCCAAAAUAGCGCCAGGGUGGGGAGCCGCGGGUCCCGGAAACUUUUCCCUAGUGUCUUCGCCAACGCAGUCCGCCUCCUGCCGGCUCCGGGCGCGCCCUGCCGCGGACUGCGGGCUGCGGGCUGCGGGCUGCGGACUGCGGACUGCGGACUGCGGACGGCGCACUCGGCCCGGGUCGCCUCUGCGGAGCCGGAGCAGAACCCCGGGAAGGAGGCGCGAGGCUGCAGCGCGCGGGGCUGCACGCGGCCCGGAGAGCCUGCGCCUGUGCCCCCAGCUCGCGGCCGCCGGCGGGCAGGUCAUGGGGGAGGCGCCCAGCCCCUCGCCCGCGCUCUGGGACUGGGACUGGACGGACCUGGAUCGCUGCUUUGCCCGCCGCAACGUCUGCGUCUCCUUCGCCCUGUGGGUCUGCGCAGCCUGCUGCUGGAUCGCCACCCACGCGCUGCUUCUCUAUCUGAGGUGCGUGAAGAAAGCCAGGUGGGGCCAUUCGGCCCUGUGUGCUGCGUGCUGCCUCCUGACCAGCCUGUGUGAUGCCACCGGAGCGGUUCUGGCCAAACAGCUCACCAUCCAGGUUUUCACUGGGGCCUAUCUCGCGGCUGUCGACCUGGUCAGCUUUGUGUCCAUCCUCUUCCCUGUCUGCGGCUCCAGGUUCACCUCUAAUUCAGGUCCAGAGUCCAGGCAGAGGAAGAGGAGACGGCAGCUCAGGGCUGCCUGAGCUGUUGUGUUGGCCCUGCCACUGAGCCUGGGCCCAGGCUGGCUUCUCUGGGCAGCUGUCCCGAAGACAUCAGGCCUCAUGCGAGGGCCCCAGCGGAGGCUUCUGGAAAGUCUUCUGCAGGACAAGACUGAAAUCCUCGGUUACCUGCUAGGUGCCAUCGCAGCCUGCGGCUCCUGGGCAUCCCAGAUCCCCCCACUCUCCAGAAUUUGCCAGGGUAAAGCCUUUUCCUCCAUCCAUCUGUGGGCCCGUUUCCUGUCGGCCUUGGCCAGCCUCCUCUACGCCUCAGCCAUCGUGGCCCAUGACCAACGGCCUGAGUCCCUGCUUCGGGCCACACCCUGGUUCCUGAUGUCCCUCGGCCAUGCUGCACUGGACCUUGCUAUCAUAUUCCUCUCCUGGGUGAUGAAGAACAAAAUGAGGCACACCUUGGGCUUUGCCUCCGAAUCCAGGGGGAGCCCCGACACUCAAGCCCUUUUGACCUACACAGAAAAAAAGGAAGAAAAUGAGAAUUUGGACUGGGUGCCUCUCACCACACUGCCACACUGCAAACCACCCAGGACGAUGGCAGCCAUCAGUCGCUACAUGGAGCUGACCAUCGAGCCAGUGCAGCAGGCAAGCAGCAGUGCCACCAGGCUGCCGGGCGAUGGGCAGACGAGCGUUGGGGACAUGUCCCUGCAGGAGCCUCCGUCAUACCCUCCAGUUCAGGUCAUCCAGGCACAUGUGACUUCCAGCAGUGACUCGGAAGCCUCCUCCAUCAGCUCAGACCUCGAGCAGAAGUAUUGGGAUACCCUAAACUCGGAGCAGUGGGAUCCUGAAGAUGUAAAUCUUGAAAGGAACAUAGACAGUCUGGAGAUACCCAGAUCCCAACUGCACAGCUGUUUUAGGAGACCAAUGAAUGAACUUGACCUCUGAUAACUAACACCUUCUGGAGCUCAUCGGCCCAGAGGCCAAGGUCAAGCGUGACAUCAACUUCUGGUGACACCAAUAGCAAAAUGUAGGUUUCUGCAGAGGCUGCCCAUGACACUGAAGAAUUGUCACUAAACUUGGCCAGUCUGCAUCAUUGCUCAGGUGGAAUGAAGAUGUUGGGUCCCAUGACUGGCCCUGGAAAUGCCCAAGGUUUGUUCUGAAGACUGAAUGUUUGUGCACCAACCACUUUUGCUUUGAAAUAUGAACUUCUGGCCAGGGGUAGAUAGCAUAAUGGUUAUGCAAAGAGAUUCUCAUGCCUGAGGCUCCAAAGUCCCAGAUUCAGUCCUUGAACCACCAUAAACCAGAGCUGAGCAGUGCUCUGGGAAGGAAGGAAGGAAGGAAGGAAGGAAGGAAGGAAGGAAGGAAGGAAGGAAGGAAGGAAAAGAAAAAGAAUGAAAGAACUGGGCGAUGGCACACCAGAUUAAAUGCACGUAAUACCAACUGCAAGGAUCCCAAUUGGAGCCCCCGACACCCCACCUGCAGGAGGGUCGCUCCACAGGUAGUGAAGCAGGUCUGCAGGUAUCUCUCUCUCUCCCUCUCUAUGUUUCCACUCCUCUCUCUAUUUCUCUCUGUCCUAGCCAAUAAAAUGGAAAGGGUGGUCUCCAGGAGCAGUGGAUUCAUAGUGCCAGCCAAAGCUGCAGUGAUAACCCUGGAGGCAAGAGAGAGAGA
Erinaceus europaeus (western European hedgehog) is the source of this 2741-nucleotide messenger RNA. It is a transcript of the gene TMEM44, whose product is annotated as transmembrane protein 44. Lineage: Eukaryota; Metazoa; Chordata; Mammalia; Eulipotyphla; Erinaceidae. The transcript has 11 exons. The record is from RefSeq and is a predicted model, not a curated record.